This is a messenger RNA of Halichondria panicea, 2742 nucleotides long. RefSeq lists its product as uncharacterized. Bases 1826 to 2641 code for a protein of 271 amino acids. The record is from RefSeq and is a predicted model, not a curated record. NCBI's taxonomy places the organism in Eukaryota, Metazoa, Porifera, Demospongiae, Suberitida, Halichondriidae. The transcript has 5 exons.
AGACACAAUGCAUGUUCAGAUACUCAUUCUAAGGAAAUAAGCAGUGAUAAAAAAUUUUCUUUUGCACCAUCUGAUCAAGCAUGUGUUACUAUGAAUGUAUGCAAAAAAGAAUUGAUAAAUAUCAACUACUAAGUCUUCAAGAGCUGAAAAUGUGCUAGUGUCUGAUAAACGGUAAGAACAGACAAAAAAAUCGCUCAUCAGACACAACCUACCGUUUAUUCUGUAGGGGAUAUGCUGAGAGUCACAUAGUAAUUAUGUAAGGACAAUAACUAAACAAUAAAACCCCCAAAGUUGGAGUUGCAAUCAAUCGUUUUUAGUAUGAUUUUCAUUGAUCUCAAUGGACUGCAGUACACACAAGUGGGCCACUUGUGGAAUCAAAAACAAAUUUACGAUUACCUAAUAAAUAAUAGGUAUCAAUGUCUAUUUUUGGUAAAGUAACAACGUUUUCAUGGCAAAAAAUGAUUGAAGGUGAUUAGUUCAAGUCAGUAAGCAAAAAAAUGCUCAAGGUGAAUAUUAUGGAUCAGUUCAGCAACAUAACACUGAGAAUCAUAAUUAUGUCAUGUGUCAGUUGUGUGCUGUGUUUAUGUCUUAAUUUUGUCUAUAAUUAUUAUGUCGCAUUUUUUGGCCAGAUUUUUACGGCGGAUUUUUUAUGAGGCAGAUUUUUCAAGAUAAAAAAUAGAAUAAUGGGUGAAAAUGCAUAAUUUAUCAGGGCCUAGCCUGGUCUUAACAUGUUUUUAGCCUUUUGGUAUUUUGAUUUGUGCUAUCGACUGUGAAAAGUGAAUAUUGUCAACGUUCUCUUAACUGUCUAAGUACUCUAAAUCUCCAGUCCCUCACACAGAUAGUACAAAGUGAUUUAAACCUUCAUGGAAAACCUUUUCUUUAUGUAACUCUUCAGCAGUUUACAUGCAUAUACACGGCAGUAUACCGGCGUACAUAGCUCUAUCAGAAAAGUUAUGUAUCGAACAGACACGUGUAGAAACUGGAAAAUGAUUAGUUGUUAUGGAUGGGAUCAGGAGUGCACUCCUGAUGGUUUCAUGUCAGUACCAAUGAAGUUUAUCAUUGCUCGCUGUUGUCAUUGCGUGCGUCAGAGUAUAGUUACUGUAUCUGCACUGCCUGUUGUUAUCAACAUAGAUAAAUAACCCAGUAACUAAUGCGGAAAUAGUUUAUAAACUUAGUCUAUAAGUGCAUGAUUAAUUCAUUAUAAUUGUUAUUGAACAAAACUUAUAAUGUCCCUAAAGGAAACAAGCAAAGUAUAAGCGACAGCUUUUGGGAGAAAAUGAAUAAUUAUAUAUAAACAAAAGUUCAGUUUGCACUGCAGUAUAAUUUUGUAUCAUGUGUAAACAAGGCAGUGUCAAGAUUGUAUGAGGACAGAAGUCACAUGCAGAACAAGUAUACAAAGGGCACUCUAACGGUGACCUUUGCUCUCAAUCCUAUAUAUAUACCUCAUGCACUUGUACGCUUAUCACAGUACAGAAUAUUUAUAAUUAUACAACUAUAGAACUGAAGUACUAUAAUUUGCCUCGUGGCAACUAUAAUACGUUAACUAUAACAACUGGAUGCAAUAGCCAAUAAUUAUGGAUUACAAGCUGAACUAUAUUUCUCCUCGAUUCAGCAUUCAUGCAUGUUAUUUUAUUUGAUCUUGACACAUUCAAUUUGCAAUUAUUGUGCAAUUAUAAUAGUUUGGUAAACAAAUGCACCACCAAGAGUGUGUAUUAUUAUAGCCUCUGAAACUCGAGCUAAAUAACACUGCAGCCUAUAAAACUGUUUGGUCCUACAACAGCUCCAUAUAACUAAAAUAUAAAUAUCGUUAGCGUGGUUGGUCUUUAUGAUGAGAGUCACUUACGCUUUGCUGUUACUAUCACACAUAUUAUGUCUAUGUGGAGUAAAAGGAUCAUGUACAUUUAGAUCGCAGCCUACUAACAUACAUGUGCUUUCUGGAGACUCCGCUUGGUUUGGUUGUGAUUGCCAAGAAGAAAGGCAUGAUGCACCUUCGUGGAUUAUUGAUAGUGUAAUAUAUCCACACUCAUACUUACCGCCACCAUAUCAUUUUAAUUCACAACUUUCUUCUUUGGAAAUCACUAAAGUUGCCACGUCAAUGAAUCUCACUAACAUUCAGUGUGUUAUUGGGUCAAUGUACAGUACUAUAGGAAUUGUGUAUGUUUUAGACAAUGAUAUAAUCGAUUACACUCCAACAACAAGACUUAAUGUCAGAACUGAAAGUCAAUUCAUGGCCCAAAAUUCACCUGAAUUAUCGAUAUCCUUCACAGGAAACACUGGAUUAAGGCUUGAGAGUAAAGGAGAACACAAUAAAUACAGCACACAAUGCAAUACAGUGAAUCUAGGACCAGACGGAGAAAUUGAUCUAUAUAAUUAUGUCGUUAUUGGAGGGAUUGGAUCUUCUCUUGGAAUUCUAAGCACAGUAGUUCCAGUAACUCUAUUCAUUGCCUUUAAAUGCAAGAAAUGCAAAGCCCGACAGAAAACUGGCAAUUCUCUGCAUAUCUACGAGGAACCUAACUUACCUGAACCAGUGUACGACCAAAUAUUGAAUAAGGUGGUGUUCAUCGGAAUGGAAGCAAGCAAAGAUCCAAUUCAUAUGGAAGUAAAUGAAGCUUAUACUACAGUCAAAGAGCUGAACAACUGAGUACACAAACUAUAUAAUGAUCUAUUUAAGCCAGCAUAAGUAUAUAAUGCCGGCUAAAUGGAUAUAUACCCGUGCAAAAAAAUUUAUCCACUGUGUGUCAG